GUGCACUUAAACAACAUUGCUGGAUUUCGGCGCGCUCCCGCCUGCACGUGCACGUGCUAAGCGUCAGAAACCCGCUAUCGCUUAAAUUUCUUUCAUCCAUCUGUUUGUCUUUUAUAGAUAAGAAACGUCGAUCGAGGUUUAUGUAAAGAGAUUAAAGUAUAAAAGAGUGACGUGGCGGGACACGUGAGCGCGCGUAACGCGUGUUUUGUUGUGGCGCGGCGUGUUGUGAUCGCGUAUGUACACAGACAAAUUUUUGUGCACGAGAAUGGUAACGCAUGACAACACACUUAAUAUUCAAACAGGAGUUGAAUGUGUUUGGAGAUGAUGGAGAGCUCACAAGGACACCGCUCGAGUUAUCGCCGCUCUAAAGACUCUGAAGUACGAGGCGUCGUGUCUGGCCGAUCUGUGAUGAAGAAGAGCUCUCACAGGCACAAACAGCGUCACAAAGUCGAUCCCAGCACUCAUCCUGAGAACAUCGUGGGCUGUAGAAUCCAACACGCAUGGAAAGAAGACGGUCACAGGCCUGUGUCUCUGUGGACGGGGACGGUGCUCAUCCAGGUGCCCGUGAACCCUUCGCUCUAUCUCAUCAAGUAUGAAGCUGUCGACUGCGUCUACGGCCUCGAGAUUUUCAAAGACAGGAGGGUGGAAAACCUCCAGAUGUUAGACAGGCAGAUCGACUCGUUCCGCACGGGCGACAGUCUUCUUGCGGACAGACUGCUGGGCCGGGCGGUAGGACACAUGUUUGAACAGGAUGACGGAUCGAAGGAUGAGUGGAGGGGUUUGGUGCUCUCCAGAGCCCCCGUCAUGCCCACCUGGUUCUUCAUAACGUACGAGAAGGACCCCACGCUUUACAUGUAUCAGCUGAUGCAGGAUUAUAAAGACGGAGACCUGCGCAUUCUCCCAGAUUCAGAUGAUGCAGCGGAGGUCAGAGAGCCGGGUGAAGUGUUUGACACUCUGGUUGGAAAGCAGGUGGAGUGUAUGAACAAAGAUGGCACGGAGAAGAUGGGCACAAUCAUCCAGCAGGUUCAUGCAAAGCCUUCGGUCUACUUCAUCAAGUUUGAUGAUGACUAUCACAUCUACGUCUAUGACAUGGUUGGAUCGUAAAUGUGUCGACAUCUCUGUUCUUCAGUGUUCUACUGAGUGUUUUUGUUAUGAAAGUAUUUUGUUUACAAAUGUAUAUGAAGGUUGUGCCGCUGUUGUGAACUUGUGUCCCAAGAUUUCUAGGCUAAAGAAAUCUGUGCGAUGAAGAACAUGGAGUUGGUGUUUCAUUACGUGUUUGACCUGCUGAAACCGUCUGGAAACUUCAGUCUUUAUGGUUUCUGCAGGGAUGGAGAAUCUGGUAAUUGGUUAAAAAAAAUCUGUAUGAGGAGUUGAUCUUGUCGUUUUUUUAUUAACACUGGUGUAGUGUAAAUAUGACCUGACUUUUGAGAAAAAAAUCUCUUAACACUGGAAGGAAUGUUUUACAAAAGUCCUCCACUUGUGUUGAACUGGUAAAAAGUUAAAUAGUGUUUCAGCAAUACUUAACAAUAAAAUCAACAAAAACUCUG
This is a messenger RNA of Triplophysa dalaica, 1547 nucleotides long. RefSeq names its product spindlin b (gene spinb). Gene Ontology annotation, biological process: gamete generation. The transcript is spliced from 5 exons. Bases 310 to 1104 code for a protein of 264 amino acids. The record is from RefSeq and is a predicted model, not a curated record. NCBI's taxonomy places the organism in Eukaryota, Metazoa, Chordata, Actinopteri, Cypriniformes, Nemacheilidae.